AGCUCCUUGGGUAGGGCCUUUGUAGUCCCUGCUCACUGAAUGCCUGGAGCUGCCUCUGGGACACCACCCAGAGUUCCAAACUCCUCUGAAGAUAGCCACAGUCCAGGAGUCCUUUUGACAAAGCCCAGAGCCAGCCCAGUUUGCCAUCAGGGAGGGGAUGUGAUAACAGGUUCCAGAGUGCAAAGUGGACUACUGUCCAGACUGGUAGGGGAGAAGUCUGAUCACAUGAUUCUGGAAGGUUCCCACAGGAGCUGGCAUUUCACCAUGGUGGAGAGGAAACACUGUAGUCCACCUAACAGUGGGCCAAGGCUCACCCAGGCAGAGCCAGGUCCCCAAUGUUCCCUGAGCCAGGCUUGCCCUGGGGACUCAUGACAAAUGGUAAUUUGGUUUGGCGGGCACCUCCUCUCUGGGAGUAGCUGUUAGAGACCAGGACAAGGUACGCCUGGUCCACUUUAGCUCCUCAAGACCUGAUGAGUCCCCUGAAAUCUCAUACACACACUCUGUCAUGGGGUCACCAGACCAAAUGAGAAUAUAGAGAGUGCCGGGUGUGUGUGAGAUCCUUGUGGAAUGCAACCUUCCAAGGAACAGCAGCAUUACUCAAGGGGAUGGGGGCGUGGCUCAAUGGUAGCCUGGUCCCUAGCGUGAGGCCCUGGGUUCUGUCUACAGCACUGAGAAGAAAGAGGUCUACUCAGAUCACACUCCUCUCAGCUGCUACAGAAGGAAAGUAGGAGAGCAGUGGUAGCUUGUAGACAGGUCCCUGAGGGAGAGAGUCUGUACUGAGGAAGGAGGGAAGGGUGGCUUGGGUGUAGCAGCCCCUCCAUCCCCUGUGUGCCGGGGACAGACUGGCAGAGUCAGGCUAGACCAGGUCAGACCUCAGAACUGCAGGCGCCUUCGGCCUUUGUGAAGGGAACUGGGAGCCGCUGAAGGGUUGAAACAAGAUCUGACAUGACCACACUUACCUGUUGAAAGAUCACUUUAGUGGGGACCCGUGGAGGACAGUGCGAAUGUCCACUGUACUGGGGUGGGACCCAUGGCCUCUGCGGUCUCACUGUGGCCAGACCCUCCCUUCCUUCUUUCCAGCAGCAGAGCUGGGGAUCUGUGACCUGUGUAUCCAGCUAGCCAUGGAACAGUUUGGCUCUGGCCACCAGCCCCUUAGGUGAGGACUCCAUCUGGGGCCCAGUGCACAUUCCUCACCAUGGAGGUGAAAAGGACCCUUCCAGUUAGGGGAACUGUCCUUUAAGAACCGUGGUCCAGCUCUGCUGCAUCUUCCUGUCAACCAUCUUCAAGAGAGGCUCCUGUUCCUGCUGGCCCACGGAUGGGGAGGUGGGCCCUUGACGUAGCCUUUGUGUGGAAGGCCGUGCUGACGCUGGGCCUGGUCCUGCUCUACUACUGCUUCUCCAUAGGCAUCACCUUCUACAACAAAUGGCUGACAAAGAGCUUCCACUUUCCCCUCUUCAUGACCAUGCUGCACCUGGCCGUGAUCUUCCUCUUCUCGGCCCUGUCCAGGGCGCUGGUUCAGUGUUCGAGCCACAGGGCCCGAGUGGUGCUCAGCUGGACUGACUACCUCAGAAGAGUGGCCCCCACGGCACUGGCAACAGCACUGGAUGUGGGCUUGUCCAACUGGAGCUUUCUCUACAUCACCGUGUCGCUGUACACAAUGACCAAAUCGUCUGCUGUGCUGUUCAUCCUGAUCUUUUCUCUGAUCUUCAAGCUGGAGGAGCUGCGUGCAGCCCUGGUGCUGGUGGUCCUUCUCAUUGCUGGGGGCCUCUUCAUGUUUACCUAUAAGUCCACACAGUUCAACGUGGAGGGCUUUGCCUUGGUGCUGGGAGCUUCAUUCAUCGGCGGCAUCCGCUGGACCCUUACACAAAUGCUUCUGCAGAAAGCUGAUCUGGGCCUUCAGAAUCCCAUUGACACCAUGUUCCACCUGCAGCCACUCAUGUUUCUGGGGCUCUUCCCUCUCUUUGCCAUAUUUGAAGGUCUCCAUUUGUCCACCUCAGAGAAAAUCUUCCGCUUCCAGGACACAGGGCUGCUCCUGCGGGUUCUUGGGAGCCUCCUCCUUGGUGGGGUUCUGGCCUUUGGCUUAGGCUUCUCUGAGUUUCUCCUGGUCUCCAGAACAUCUAGCCUCACUCUCUCCAUCGCUGGCAUUUUUAAGGAAGUCUGCACACUGCUGUUGGCAGCUCACCUGCUGGGUGACCAGAUCAGCCUCCUGAACUGGCUGGGCUUUGCCCUCUGCCUCUCUGGCAUCUCCCUGCAUGUGGCCCUCAAGGCCCUGCAUUCCAGAGGUGAUGGUGACCCUAAGCUCUCGAAGGGCCUGGGCCCCAGCGCUGACCUGGAGCUGCUGCUCCGGAACAGCCAGAAGGAGGAGGACGAUGACGAUGAGUAUUUUGUCACCCAGGGGCACCAGUGACCAGCCCAGGAGCAGCGGAAACAGGCCACUCUACAGUCAGCGCGCUGGUGACUCUUGGUGUGGCCUGGAGGCUCAGCUGGUUCCUCAGAGCAGCUACAAGUGGUGGCUUCAGAGUCAUCUGUAGGACCGUGGCCGGAGGGGGGCUCCUGUCUUUCCUGUGGAGGGUGGUCCAAAAAGGGAGUGCCAGGCUCACCCUGGACGUAGUGUGGCAGUGAAGGGAGCCGGUGACCUCUUCUCCACUGUUGCUCUGGUUCCAAGAGCCAGGGUGAACUUCAGGUGUGUGGUUGUUUCUCUUCCCGGGUUUGGACUGCAGGGCAUCUGGGAAGGAGUCAUGGUGAGGCUGGGCCUCAUCACCUGGACAGUGGCUUCCACAGAGAGUAGAUUUAUUUAUAGUUGAAGUAAUGAUUUCCUUCUGUACUGCGCCGUGUUGCCUGAGGCAGGAGAGCAAGGAGAGCCCCGGGCCUGGCCUCUCCUUCUCAUGCCCUCUGUAGCUCGUGCCUCUG
This is a messenger RNA of Peromyscus eremicus (cactus mouse), 2910 nucleotides long. RefSeq names its product solute carrier family 35 member C2 (gene Slc35h1). Gene Ontology annotation, molecular function: antiporter activity. Bases 1316 to 2407 code for a protein of 363 amino acids. The record is from RefSeq and is a predicted model, not a curated record. The transcript has 9 exons. Gene Ontology annotation, cellular component: cis-Golgi network; endoplasmic reticulum-Golgi intermediate compartment; Golgi apparatus. Lineage: Eukaryota; Metazoa; Chordata; Mammalia; Rodentia; Cricetidae. Gene Ontology annotation, biological process: UDP-glucose transmembrane transport.